This is a messenger RNA of Cornus florida, 2390 nucleotides long. RefSeq lists its product as uncharacterized. The coding region runs from base 168 to 1838 and encodes 556 amino acids. The record is from RefSeq and is a predicted model, not a curated record. The transcript is spliced from 10 exons. NCBI's taxonomy places the organism in Eukaryota, Viridiplantae, Streptophyta, Magnoliopsida, Cornales, Cornaceae.
CUCACCCUAUUUGGGUGUAGGUUGUCUUGUUGCCUAUUCAAAUGAUGUUAUCUCAUACACUCAUGUAGUAUCAAAACCAAACUUGAAAUACAAACCAAAGUUACCAAACUACUACUACUAUACAUUGUAUAUGUAUACUCCGGAGAAAGGAGGAAAAGAAAUACGAAAUGGUCUUUCUUCAAUCGGAUCUUCGCUCGGCUAUCCAGAUUGCGGCCACAUUCUGUUACCUCAACCCGGUUCGCUCCGACUUCCGGUCCGAAUCUCGUGCCUCCGUCCCUACGCCGGCUAUCUUUUCACCGGAGACGGUGUUGCCGUCGCCGAGGUUGAGAGCUUUCCACGCGGUGGCUAGUAAUGCGGCGGUGAAAACCACUGGGCAGCCUUCGAUUUGUACCGCCGAUGAACUUCACUACGUUUCUGUCCACAAAUCCGAUUGGAGGCUCGCUCUCUGGCGCUACAAGCCUUCUCCCAAGGCGCCUCCAAGAAAUCACCCUCUGUUGCUAUUGUCUGGAGUUGGAACGAAUGCGACCGGAUAUGAUCUCGCGCCCGGGUCGUCAUUUGCACGGUAUAUGUCCAGCCAAGGAUAUGAUACAUGGAUUCUUGAAUUUCGAGGUGCUGGGUUGAGCACAGGGAUGAAAUCUGGGAAAGUUGAGCAGCCUGUUAAUGCUAUUUCUGAACCGAUUAAUUCAGCCGUCAAGCAUAAGGAAACUGGUGCAGACUGUUCAGAACUUCGGCCUGAUAUCAGCUCUGAUACUUCUACAGAAUCUGAGGUCUCUUCUGCCAAUGAAAAAAGGACAAAGAUGAUGACCAAAUCUGAUGAGUCACAGAUGAUGACUAAAUCCGAUGAGUCCCAAUUACUGACAAAGUUGACAGAAACUAUUACAAAUUUAUCUGAAGGUCUAUUAGAAGCAAGGCCAGAUUCUCCAAUUGCCAGCCAAAUCAGGGAUUUGAGUCGAAGGCUCGUAAAUAUAAUUGAAGGUCAGCGAACAGUUUCUCCACGGUUUAUUGAUUUGCGAGAGUAUUUUUCUAUGAUAAUAGAAGAUUUCCGGAAACAGCUUGACCUCAUUGUGAAGUAUGACUGGGAUUUUGAUCACUAUCUUGAAGAGGAUGUUCCUGCUGCGAUGGACUACAUAAGGACUCAUUGCAAACCAAAAGAUGGCAAGUUGCUUGCAAUUGGUCAUUCCAUGGGGGGUAUCUUGCUAUAUUCAAUGCUUUCACAAAACAGUUUUAAAGGCAGGAACUCUGAGUUUGCAGCGGUCGUCACAUUGGGCUCAUCGCUCGAUUACACUACUUCAAAAUCAGCAUUGAAAUUGCUUUUACCGCUGGCAAAUCCCGCACAGGCUUUAAAUGUUCCUGUUAUUCCAUUAGGCACAUUACUCGCUGCUGCUUAUCCUCUUGCAUCCGGUCCUCCUUAUGUUUUGGCUUGGUUGAAUCCUCUGAUUUCUGCAGAGAACAUGAUGCAUCCAGAGUUGUUUGAGAAGCUUGUUUUAAAUAACUUCUGUACAAUACCCACUAAGCUGCUUUUGCAGUUAACAACAGCCUUCCGAGAGGGCGGACUAUGUGACAGGAGUGGAACUUUCUUUUACAAGGAUCAUCUUUACAAAAGCAAUGUGCCUGUUUUAGCACUUGCUGGAGAUCAAGACCGAAUCUGUCCACCUGAAGCUGUAUAUGAAACUGUCAAGCUGAUUCCUGAGAAUUUGGUUACGUACAAAGUCUUUGGUGAACCAGGUGGACCACAUUAUGCUCACUACGAUCUUGUGGGAAGCCGUUUGGCAGCAGAGCAAAUAUAUCCGCUUAUAAUCAACUUUAUCAGUCUUCAUGAUAAAAUUGAUUCCCAGUAGAGGGCAAACAUAAAAUAUCUUAUUCAUGCUCUGCCUGAUUUUCUCCAUGGUUAAUGAAGAAAAGACUGGAGAUGGAGCAGGGAAAAAUUACACCGAACCAAAAAAUAUAAUACAUCUGAUGUGAGGAAAUAGAAAAAGUUUGUGACGACACAUGCAUUUCUUUUUCUAAGCAUUUCCAUCAGGCAAGGGAAGGCCAACAAUCAAACACAAACACGGUUCGGCAUAAACACUGUUUCGUCUAGGAGUCGUAUGGAGAAUUACGAGUUCUGUGAGGAUUACAUGUAAGAACUUUGUAUGCUUCCAGUUUCUUGGUGGAAACGGGUUUAAGGCUUUCUUCUGGAAAGCCAUUCAGUGUAUUUGUAAAUUAAUAAUUAUGUACACAAUGUAUCUGUAACCAGAAUUUAAAUUUGUACUUGGUGAUAUACUCUUUUUUGUUUGCACCUAUAUAUAUAGUCUUUAUUGUGUCAGACUUUGUCGCAGAAAUCUGUGCCACACAGAAAACACUGGGCGCACAUGUUUGUACUCUUUCUAACGUCCAACAUUUUGCACAAA